AUGGAGAAGCAAUCCCAUCUUCAUGAAGAUAAUUUUCAUUAUUCACAAAGAUUAUUUGAAGGUCCAAUAUCUCAAACAAACAUACCAUUAGAAUCAAAUUUCAAGUUUGAUUAUGUACAUAAAAACAACCUUUUAGAAUAUCCAACAAAAAUUACCACCCACCAAAAUAACUUUGAAAAUUUUGGUGCUGAUUUUCACUUAUGGGAUGAAUUUCCUCCAUUAUCAUGUGAAGAUGCAUGGGAACCUCUUAAACAACUUCAUCCUCUUCCUUACAUUAGUGACAACUCUAAGCUUAUUAGUUUCGACGACGACGACACCGAUGAUUUUUUACUUGCCAAAGCUUCUUUUAACGAUCAAUCCUUAAGCAUGGUAGUGGCCGAAGGUUUUAACAUGCCAAAACAAGGUAAAAGAUCAAUGGAGGAGAAAAAUAUUGUUAAUUAUGGUGAUAAUGAAAAAAAUGAGGGUAUUAUUAGGAGAAUUAAGGGAAAUAACUCUAAUAAGGUUAUGAAGAUUGAUGCAAUUAAUUAUGAAGAAAUUAGGAAGUAUUUUGAUAUGCCAAUUUCUAAGGCAGCAAAAGAGUUGAACGUAGGGCUUACAGUUUUGAAGAAAAGGUGUAGGGAGUUAAAUAUUAAGAGGUGGCCUCAUAGGAAGAUUAAGAGCUUGGAAGCACUUAUUUGCAAUGUUAAGGAACAAGGCAUGAUUGAAAUGGUGAAGGUCUUGGAAGAUUACAAGAAGAAGCUACAUUCUAUGCCAUGGUUGGAAUUAUCCGAUGAAACAAAGAAACUUAGACAAGCAUGCUUUAAGGCCAACUACAAGAAAAAGAGGGCUUUGGCCUUAACCCAUUUAUGA
This is a messenger RNA of Beta vulgaris subsp. vulgaris (sugar beet), 849 nucleotides long. RefSeq names its product protein NLP7. Gene Ontology annotation, molecular function: DNA-binding transcription factor activity. The transcript has 3 exons. The record is from RefSeq and is a predicted model, not a curated record. The coding region runs from base 1 to 849 and encodes 282 amino acids. Lineage: Eukaryota; Viridiplantae; Streptophyta; Magnoliopsida; Caryophyllales; Amaranthaceae.